AUCCAGUUAGGAAGCUGUCGUUGCUGCAUAUCUAUGGCGUCCACAACGACCUCCGAUCCCGAACACCACCAUACCUUCUCAUCUAUCGGCAAGGCAGGGAAGUCAUCUGGUGAAAUUGAGGGUAUGGAUGUGCCUCUAAUCAAUGGUCGUCGUCAGUCAGAAAAUUAUUCGGUAGUUGCUGCUAUUCUUCCGUUUCUUUUCCCUGCUUUUGGAGGCCUAUUAUAUGGAUAUGAUAUCGGUGCCACCUCUUCUGCUACAAUUAAUAUAAAGUCACUUACAUCUAGUGGCGUCUCAUGGUAUGACCUGUCGUCCGUGCAAGUUGGUCUCAUCACUAGUGGUUCGCUAUAUGGGGCUUUGAUUGGUUCUAUAUUGGCAUUUAACAUUGCUGACUUUCUAGGAAGAAGGAGGGAGCUGAUGGUUUCAGCUGCAUCAUAUAUUAUUGGUGCUUUGGUAACAACACUCGCACCUGGUUUUGCAAUUAUGGUGAUUGGGCGAUUUAUAUACGGUGUAGGAAUUGGACUGGCAAUGCAUGCUGCUCCAAUGUACAUUGCUGAGACAGCUGCUUGUCAGAUACGAGGUCGGUUGAUAUCCCUCAAAGAAUUCUUCAUCGUUUUGGGAAUGGUUUUAGGCUAUGUGGUUGGUAGCCUCUUGGUCGAUGUGAAUGCUGGUUGGCGCUAUAUGUAUGCAACUGCCGUUCCUUUCGCAGUAGUUAUGGGUAUUGGGAUGUGGUGGCUACCUGCUUCACCAAGAUGGAUUCUCCUACGUGCAAUCCAGGGAAAAGGCGAUAUGCAGGAUCUACGAGAAUAUGCCAUUUAUUGCUUACGCCGUCUCAGAGGUGAAGCCAUUAAUAACUCGGCAUCUCAAGAAGUUCAAGAGAUUCUGGUUGAACUAUCUUAUAUCAGUGAGGAAAAUGAAGCUACCUUAGGGGAGAUGUUCCAGGGAAAAUGCUUGAAAGCCCUGACUGUUGGGGGAGGUUUGGUCUUGUUCCAGCAGAUAACAGGUCAACCUAGUGUACUGUACUAUGCUGCAUCAAUUUUCCAGACUGCAGGGUUCUCUGCUGCAUCAGAUGCAACAAGGGCGUCCAUUCUACUUGGUUUGUUAAAGUUAGUCAUGACUGGUGUAGCUGUUAUGGUUGUUGACAAACUUGGGAGGAGACCCUUGCUCCUUGGGGGAGUUUCCGGCAUUGUAGUUGCGUUGUUUCUCAUGGGAUCAUUUUACACUUACCUUGGUAAUGUGCCUGCAGUGGCUGUUGUUGCAUUGCUGCUGUAUGUCGGAUGUUAUCAGAUAUCUUUUGGUCCUAUUGGCUGGUUGAUGAUUUCGGAGAUCUUCCCUUUACGCUUACGAGGGCGCGGAUUGAGUAUAGCAGUCCUUAUCAAUUUUGGCGCCAAUGCACUAGUUGCAUUUGCAUUUUCUCCAUUACAGGAUUUGCUUGGGGCUGGAGCAGUGUUCUUCAUCUUCGGAGGGAUAGCAGUCUUGGCUCUCGUUUUCAUCUUCUUCAUCGUACCGGAAACAAAAGGGCUCACUCUCGAGGAGAUCGAGGCUAAACUCCUGUAAAAAGGGUAAGCCCUCUUCCCACCGGGCCGUCUCAUUAUUUUAUAGCUAUUGAAUGUAACUUUCGAGUCUCUAAUUCGACCAUCUUGUUGUGUAUCUCCCUUAGUUUUAAGGUGUUAGUUUGAGAAUUCUCUUAAUGGAAUAAUCUUGAAAAUACACAAGAAUUUAUGUAAUAUCAAGAGCUUGAUCUUCAUCAA
Cynara cardunculus var. scolymus (artichoke) is the source of this 1748-nucleotide messenger RNA. RefSeq names its product D-xylose-proton symporter-like 2. Lineage: Eukaryota; Viridiplantae; Streptophyta; Magnoliopsida; Asterales; Asteraceae. Gene Ontology annotation, biological process: transmembrane transport. Gene Ontology annotation, cellular component: membrane. The transcript has 14 exons. Bases 34 to 1554 code for a protein of 506 amino acids. Gene Ontology annotation, molecular function: fructose transmembrane transporter activity. The record is from RefSeq and is a predicted model, not a curated record.